UGGGGGCGGGCCCGCAUCUUAUUUCACUCAUUCAAAGCCCGACAGGACCCUGUGGAGCCCAAGCAACUGAGUUAACAAACUGCUCAACAUCUGUGGCUCUGAGUAGCAUCCUCGCGAAGCACUUGCCUUCUUGUGGGAAAAGCACGAAAAGCAAACAUUUUACUUUUAAUUUCUUCCUCAACUUUGUGAAAUUUAGCUGUUUACCCACCCUGACGCAGUCUGAAGGCGGAGAAGCAUCCAGCACAGAGUUGAAUGGUAGCAGUUUCAAAGGGUGCUGGCAGAGGAUGGUCACCUUUUCCACUAUCCCUCUUAUCUCAGCCGAGCAGCUGGGCUGCGACCACCAUAAAUCAGGAGCAAAGCUGGGAGAAGGCGACCACAGGGACCUGCGGCGAGGGAGGCAGCUCUCAGAGCUCCAGCAGCGGGGAGCCAUGGGGGACACCGAGCCCCCGGCACGGCGGCGAUGGGUGGGAAGGGGCAGCACUGGCUCCCAUGAGGAAAAUCCUUCCCUGCAAGGUGGGGAGCACCCCAGCGUGGUGUGGAGCACCUGGGAGCUGGUGGCUGUGGCUGUGGCCGCCCUGCUGUUGCUGUACAUGGCGCUGUGCUACCAGGGCUUCCAUUUCCACGUGGCUCAGGUGUAUACUCGCCUGGGGUACCCCCAUGCCCAGCACAUCGUGGGGCAGAGGUAUCUGCAAGGAGCUGGAGUGGAGAAAAGCGAGGACCUGGCCAUGCACUGGUUCAGGCAGGCGGCAGGACAGGGCCACCCUCACUCCUCCUUCAACCUGGCACUGGGAGCUCUCCGAAACAUGACGGCGGCGCUGGAGGAAGGGGAAGUAGAGAAACUCCUCAGUGUGGCUGCAGCCCACGGGCUCCAAGAAGCUCAGGAGCUUUUGGAGAACAUCCUCAAGAGCCGAAACCUGCCCUGAAUGCCUGCACCAAUGCCCUUCCAGCUUUGCCUUUGUCUGCACCUUUACCAAUAAUUAAUUGCCAGCUGGUAAUCACAUCUUGCACCAACUCGUCUGCUCUGUUAAGCUGGAUCCAGGCGUUGACCUGAGCGUGUAGGUGCAGAUGUGCCGUGUGUAUUUCGUGUGCUGCAAAGAAUGAUCACAGCUCAUCUUUGCCAUCAUAAAUCAGCAGGACACACGUGCGUGGUGUCAUUUGUAAUAGAACUAACCGUGGCUUCAUAGCAAAUAUAAAUAAUGCCCUCACUGCGUA
Anas platyrhynchos (mallard) is the source of this 1212-nucleotide messenger RNA. RefSeq lists its product as uncharacterized. Lineage: Eukaryota; Metazoa; Chordata; Aves; Anseriformes; Anatidae. Gene Ontology annotation, molecular function: protein binding. The record is from RefSeq and is a predicted model, not a curated record.